GUACAGAUGGAGUUGAAGCUGUAUGUCUUCUUUGCAUUAUUUCUCGUUGAUAUUGCUCUUACAAGUGGCGGUGUCUUGAACCAAACAGGGUAUAUCAGUAUAGAUUGCGGCUUACAACCUAACAUGUCUACUCACGUUGAGGGCAGUACAGACUUAAAGUACGUUUCUGAUGAGGCAUUCAUAGACACUGGUGUAAGGAAGGUCGUAUCAAAAGGUAAUUGGCAACAGCAGUAUAUGUCUCUUAGAAGCUUCCCUGAAGGAGAUAGAAAUUGCUACAAAAUAGGGGUCACAACAGGUACUAAAUAUUUGAUCCGAGCAUCAUUCUUUUACGGAAAUUACGACGGUGAAGGUAUGCCGCCAACUUUCGACUUAUAUCUUGGAGCCAGUUUAUGGGAUUCAGUAAAGACGUCGAGCUCUUCAGAUUUCACAAUCGACCCAGAGAUCAUACAUGUCCCUCAGAAAAACCAUAUUCAUAUCUGUCUUGUCAAGACUAGCCAUGGCAUCCCAUUUAUAUCAGCCAUAGAAUUAAGGCCUUUGGAUAAUUCAACUUAUCAAGCUCAAACAGGAUCCUUGGCAUUGCUCGAUCGGCUUGACACUGGUGUCAGUACAUGGACCAGGUAUUAUGGAGAGGACAUGGAUGUUUAUGAUCGUCUCUGGUCUGCACAGAAAUAUGAUGAUUGGAAAGAAUUAAGCACAAAUCUACCCAUUGAUUCUGAAGAUCAAUCCGACCAUUAUAGCAUACCAUCACUAAUUAUGAGCACUGCUUUCACACCGAAAAACGAAGAAGCUCCUUUGGAAUUUCCGUGGACUGCAACUGAUGAAUUUAGUAACGGUACAUAUUAUUUUUACAUGCACUUUGCUGAAAUCGAACAACUCCAAGCCAACGAGUCUAGAGAAUUCAACAUAUUCUACAACGGUGAUCUCUUGUUUGGACCUGUUUCCCCAAAGCACUUGCAAAGAACAACGUUGCACGCCGAAACUCCAUUUUCGGGAUUUUACCAUAAUUUCUCAAUCCGCAAGACUGAAGCCUCAACUCAUCCACCCAUUAUCAAUGCCUUUGAGAUUUACACUGUCAAAGAAUUUUCAGAGUCUGAAUCUGACCAACAAGAUGUUGAUGCCAUCACCACACUCAAGUCAACUUAUGGAUUACGGAGAAACUGGCAAGGAGAUCCAUGUGCUCCUAAAAAGUAUUUAUGGGAAGGUCUAAAUUGUAGUUAUGAGAAUACUACCCCAAGAAUUAUAUCCUUAAACCUUGAAAACAACAACCUCAAUGGUCAACUUCCAGAUGAACUUAUUGAGAAAAGGGACAAAGGUCUUCUAACACUAAGUGUUGGUGGGAAUCCAAAUCUAUGUGCAUCAGUUUCUUGCAAAAAGAAAAAUUUUCUUGUUCCAGUUGUGGCAUCACUUGUCGGAACUUUUGUUCUUCUCUUAGCUGUCGCAGCAAUCUGGUGGGGUCUUAAAAGGAAAAGACAGCAUGGUUCAUCAAAGGCAAAAUCUACCUUUGGUCAAUAUUCAUCGGAGUACUCGACAAAACGGCAAUUUACAUACUCUGACAUACUAAGAAUUACCAACAAUUUUGAGAGAAUUAUUGGUAAAGGCGGAUUUGGAACAGUUUAUCAUGGUCAGAUAGGUGAUACUCAAGUAGCUGUGAAAAUGCUUUCACCGUCAUCUUUUCAAGGAUAUAAACAAUUUCAAGCAGAGGUCAGCGUUCUGCUGAAAGUUCAUCACAAAAAUUUAACAACUUUUGUUGGUUAUUUCACUGAUGAUCAAAACAACGCUGGGCUUGUCUACGAGUAUAUGAACAGUGGAGAUCUACAAUCUCAUCUCUCAGAUAAUAGUUCCACUAACAUUCUGAAAUGGGAAGACAGACUUCAUAUAGCAAUGGAUGCAGCACAAGGAUUGGAGUAUCUACAUCAUGGUUGUAAACCUCCUAUAAUCCACAGAGACGUGAAACCGGCAAAUAUCUUGUUGAAUGAAAACUUCCAAGCCAAACUCUCUGAUUUUGGCAUAUCCAAAACUUUUCCAACUGGCUUUGAGAAAACAAGUCAUGUACUAACAGUAGUUGCUGGCACUCCCGGAUAUAUUGACCCAGAGUACUACAAGUCAAAUAGGUUAAAUGAGAAAAGUGAUGUUUACAGCUUUGGGAUGGUAUUGUUGGAAAUCAUCACAGGCAAACCUGCAAUGUCAAAAGCCCAUGACAAUAUUUGCCUGGGUGAAUGGGUCACUUUAAUGCUUGAAGAAGGGCGUAUCAAUAGUAUAGUUGAUCCAAGGUUGCAAGGAAAUUUCAGCGUGAACACUGCCUGGAAAGUUGUUGAAAUUGCCAUAAAUUGUGUUUCUCCAAGUUCAGCCCAACGGCCUACCAUGGGUCAAGUAGUGGGAGACCUAAAGGAGUGUUUGGAAAUUUCAAAAGUUGCAAAUGCUCAGGAGAAUGGAUUGAGAGAUUCAUAUGAGAUGAGUCAAUUGGAUUUGAUCAGUGCUGAUAUGACUCAACCCUUGGCUAGGUAGAUCCAUAGAUAUACUUAUCAUUUAGUAUGUAUUUGAGCAUGAUCAGUGGCUUCUUAGACGUAACAAUUUUAUGUUAUAAUAAAUGUUGUGAUCACGUAACAGUUUUAUGUUAUA
Molecule: messenger RNA, 2619 nt
Organism: Morus notabilis
Lineage: Eukaryota; Viridiplantae; Streptophyta; Magnoliopsida; Rosales; Moraceae
Product: probable LRR receptor-like protein kinase At1g51890
Exons: 11
Coding region: 7-2505 (832 amino acids)
Biological process (GO): protein phosphorylation
Molecular function (GO): protein kinase activity; ATP binding
Source: RefSeq, a predicted model, not a curated record